Molecule: messenger RNA, 2016 nt
Organism: Lycium barbarum (goji berry)
Lineage: Eukaryota; Viridiplantae; Streptophyta; Magnoliopsida; Solanales; Solanaceae
Exons: 14
Coding region: 1-2016 (671 amino acids)
Source: RefSeq, a predicted model, not a curated record
AUGUUUAAUUGGAGAACAGUGAACCAAAAGCCAUCUGUUAACUACUUGAUGUUGGGCAUGUUUAAGGACGGUGAGAUAGGUAUUUUUUCAGCAAUCUCGGACAUUAGUUGUAAAUUCAACAACAUUGUUCCGACCAUAUCAGAGGUUGAGAAGCUUGGUCUGCGUGCAUACCUGGUCAACAGACAUGCACCACCACCCCAAACACACCAAGAGGAGGAAAAUGAAUAUGCAGAUUUUACCACAACACCUCCCCAUAUUGCCGCUGCCAAGAAAACUCAAAAGAACGAUGCUUCAAAAUCUCCACCGCACAAGAAGCCCAGGAAGAUGUCGACGGCAGCAUUGCUUGUUCAGAAGUCACCAACCACAAUCCCAAAAAAAACUACAGUUGGACAAUCAUCUAAAAAAUCUGCUUCGGUGGUAGAUAAGCCAGUUCAAUCAAAGGAAAAAAACAAAGCUGCUCCAAGUGUCCACCGCGUUCCUGUUGACGACGUAUCCACCAGCAAAUCAGUUGACCUCGCAAGUUUGAGGCAGGAACUUAAUCAAUUUAAGCAGGAAGUGCUUGCUGAAUUCAAAGUUGUUUUUACUGAGCUCAAGGAUCUUCGCAAAACUAUUGAUAAAAAUUUCAAAAAAGUUUUGGAACAUGUCAAAGGGAAACAAAACUCAGAAAAGGAUGAUGACAGUGAAACUCAUAUUCCUUUACAUGAUGGCAACAUACAUCAACAACCUGAUGAUUACAUGGACCAUGGUGACGAUAUUCACAUGGAGACUGAUACGGGUGAUGUGCAUCCAACAGAGCAUGCUGUUCACUGUUUUCCUUAUGUAUUUGUUUACUGCUUUUGGACAUCAUCAACAAAUACUUUCUAUGAGAAGGGUCUUGCACCGGAUAUUCAAGUCGGUAUUGGCAAUGAUAGCGGCGAUACGCUGAAAGCUUCAACCGAAGAGAUUGCACUUUUGGCCUGUGUUUUUUUUAAGGAAAAGGGUAUUGCACCGGAUAUUCAAGUUGAUAUUGGCAAUGAGAGCGGCGAUACGAUGGAAGCUUCAACCGAAGAGAUUGCAGAAGGAGGUGAUCUUUCAGGAGAACCGAAGACUUCGGCUGAACGUUCGGGGAAACAUACUAUGGAAGAGCAAAAAUGUUCUGAUGAUUCAAAUAAUUCUGAGAUGAUCGCACAAGUGCUAGCAAAUAUAGCAGAAUUAGAAAUGACUAACGAACAAGUUCACGCAGAAAUAACCGAGGAAAACACCAGCUCAACUAUAGAUCCCAUUACUGGUCCACUUGAUGUACAGAUGGUGGAUGAAUACCGUACUUGGCUCCGAAACGAAAGAACUAAGAAGACCGUUACAAAAAAAAAAUGGCAGUUUUUGACAAUGGAGUCAAAUUCAAUUUUGGCAUCACAACUGUCAAUGAUAAGAAAUGGUUUUACUUGUUAUCGAUGGAUGGUCAGCUUUGGAAUGACGAGAGAUGGAUGUAUUUCAAGACAUUCGGUCUGCUGUGUUUUUGUAAAAUACAGAGAGCACAUUGACGUCAUUUUCUAUUACUUUCGGAAGAAAGGAAAGUAUGAUAAAAGGAACAAUUUCAGCUUCACCACUGUUGACUGCCUAUUCAAGCAGAGAAUUGAUGUGGUCCACCACGCAUAUCGCAAUGUUGAAACACAUACAAAUGUGGCAAAUGAAGAGCAAGUAUUGAUUGAGUAUGUUAAGGGCCACAGGCUUAUUGCCAAUGUCCCGUGGCAUACCGUUGACAACGUGCUAAUACCGGUGAAUAUACAAGAAGAAAAUCAUUGGCGUCUGUAUGUUUACAACUCGUAUCAAUCAGCCGGGCACAACACAGUUGUUAGGAAUGAAAUAAAAAAGCUUCCUACACUGCUGUCACAUUUCCUACAUCUGGCUGGAUUCUAUGUAAAUAAAAAAAGCAUAGAUUUGGUGAAAGACCCAGCAUAUGCGGAUAAGGGACAUAUCGAUAUCCUUGAAGUUGUCUAUGUUGAUAAUCUGCCGCAUCAAACUGCUGGUAGCACGUAA